Ceraceosorus guamensis is the source of this 4663-nucleotide messenger RNA. RefSeq lists its product as hypothetical. The coding region runs from base 245 to 4450 and encodes 1401 amino acids. NCBI's taxonomy places the organism in Eukaryota, Fungi, Basidiomycota, Exobasidiomycetes, Ceraceosorales, Ceraceosoraceae. The transcript has 15 exons. The record is from RefSeq and is a predicted model, not a curated record. Gene Ontology annotation, cellular component: RAVE complex. Gene Ontology annotation, biological process: vacuolar acidification. Gene Ontology annotation, molecular function: protein binding.
GGAGCGCACCUCACGGCUUGAAUCACCUGUCACGGCUGCCUCGCUAUCGCUGCGAUCCACACUCACACUCACACUCACACUCACACUCACACUCACACUCACGACUCGAACUGUCACCUUCACCCGCGCGUGACUCUUUUGCAAUCACGGACCUAAAGUCGCGUCGGGAGUCGCGCUUCGACUGCCGCUGCCAUUCUUGGAAGGCCCCUCAUUCACGAUUUCACAACGAUUCGCGCCCCGCGAGAUGCCGGUCCCCGUGAUCUCCAAGGCCUCUUUGGCCACCACAGCUCCCUCUCCAGCCGUGCUCACGCACUCGAGCUCUUCGUGGGGCCAAAUCAAUAGCACCUUCACCUACCUGCCUCCUCGUCAGUCAGCAAGGCAGCUCGCCGCGGAUGGAGCCGGGAAUGCAACGUCCAGCGCCUUCUCUGGCGCCUCUUUGAGAGAUCAGAUCACCGUUCAGGCAGUGGGUACCGAGAUCAUCAUUAGGAAUGGUAGAUUCGAGGUGGAGCAGUGCAUUGCUUUUCCUCAGCCCCUAGCGCACACGGCGAGCUCGAGCACUCGUACGGUGAAACAGAGCAUACAGGCUGUAUGCGCUGGCGACGUGGAAGGGGCGCUGGUGAUUACCGCUUGCUGCGGUCGCCGCGUCGCAGCGUGGAGGAGAAGCUCAUCGGGCAUUUGGAAGUUGCACAGCCAGCUGGACGUCGAUGAGCGGGAUGGACGCGUAACUUCGCUGGACCUUCGAUCAGGCGACAUUCUCAUGGGCUGCGAGAGUAGCAUCAGCAUCUGGCGAUACAUUCCACUCAGCUCGCCGAGUCCAUGGCAGAGGGUCUGGCGCAGGCGCUGCCCGUCGUCCAUUGUCGCCGCUUCUUGGUCCCCUUUAGGCACCAAGCUUGCCGCGUACGCACAAGACGAUGACAGGGUCCUGAUCUGGGCACAUCGAGCAGGCACACCAGCUGGCACAGCAGCCAAGCCAAAGCUGGUCGACACUGUUCAGCAUUCUAGACCAAUCACGUCCAUGACCUGGAGAGCGCCGUCUGAGAGCACCGACCAAUCGGAAGCGCUCGUCACCACCACGAGCGAUGGCUGCAUCAGGUUCUGGGUGCCAGUCAUCGAUGAGCCCAACAAGCACAGGCUGUGGAGCAGCAUUUCACCCUCCCUCUUCUCACACCACGCGCCUCACUACCUUCAGUCAGCCAAUGUUGGCAUCGCGCUGGACCGGGUCCUUGCACUGCAUGCGAAAGAAAACCAGCUGCUGGAAGUUGGGCUCAAGGAGAGGAACCCGAAAGUCGAAGAGUGGGCUGCAGGAAACGUCAAGAGACUGGACAGCGUGAGAGAGUGUCCCGAUCUGAUCCUCGCAUUCAAGGAUGGAUCGCUAGUCGUCCAGGCGCUGGGAAAUGUGGAUCGAGCUCCGCCAACUCUCUACACGCUCUACACUGUACUCUCCGUCGGUCUGGAUCUUGAAAUACCAAAUACUGCUCUGGAUGUGCAUCUGAUCCCAACGAUGUCGACCUCGAGCGGAUCUGUGGCGGAUCCGACGGCUGUCUUGCUCGUCGGAUCAAGCGUUUACGAUAUCAGUCCCGCCACUUUCUUUGAAGGUUUACCGGGAGGCUUCACAAGUCGCGCGCCUCAGAAUGCCUCUGCAGAUCACCGGGAAAACAUCCAGCAGCUCGUCGCAUCGGCCGACGGCAAAGCGCUGCUGAGUUGCACACGUUCUGACUGCACCAGAUGGACAGCUUGCAGCCGAGGCGGUCAGAGGGGCCUGAAAGGUCGACAUGCCCAGACAGGCUGCAUAGCGCUGAGCAAGAGCUACGAGCUCUCUCACGAUGACCAGACCGGCAAAGCGACUCUUGUCGACUUGUCGACCAACGAGGUGACGCAUUACGAUCUGCCGGCAGAGCUCCGUGUUGCAAGUGCUGCAAUUCACGAAGAGGCAGAUAAGCCCGUAGCUCUUUUGCUCAGCGAGAAAGGACAGGUGUGCUUGCUCACAUGGCAGAGCGUCCAAGCGCAGUACUUGGGUGCACCCACCUCGAGCGCAAGCAGCACAGCGCACUUUUUCCCGGUGAGCUCUUCUGCGGAUGAAAUUUGCGUGGGAGCUAUCGACGAGCACGGACGGAUGCAGGGAUGGAAACUCAGCCUGACGGGCAAGGGUCCUUGGAAGCGCAAUUUUGAGAUCGCGACCGGCCUUGCGAGUCAUGAGUUGGUUCGAGCGUCCAACGACGGGCAACUCAUCGCCAUUGUGACGAGUGAGGGGAGUGAGAAUUGUCAAGUAUCUAUUUGGAACGUCGAGUCUGCUUCAUUCUCCUCCGGGCUCGAGUACCUGAGUGAAUGGGAGUCUCCAAUUGUCGCGCUCGAUUGGUCUGAUCGCAAUCACGGCGCACCGAAGAUUUUAGCACUUGCCACGGCCAGCAAGAUAACUCUCUUGACCCCGUCGCACGCCCAUCCACUGCACCACGAUUCGACACCGUGGGACGUUCUGGCGAGUGUGGACUGUUCACGCUUCUUUGCUCUUCCCAUUCACAGCAUUUGCUUCCUUGGUCACCACAUCGUUGUGGCUAGCGGUGCAAAUUUGCACGUCUUUGGUCCUCAACUGGAUGUUGCUGCUUCCAAGACCCAGCACCGCGACGCUGAAAGCGACGCGAAGCGUGAACACGUCGCCAUCGAAGCUGCCAGCAAAUCUGGCCCGCUCGCAACGCUUCAUCCAGACUUUUUGCUGCAAGCUUUGCUUCUUGGAAAAAUGGAGCUUGCCGAAAAUAUCAUCGUUGACCUCGUGAAAGACCUGCGUUCCGAUGAUGCCCCAAGAUUAAGGCUGUUGCAGGACGACUACGAAGUGCUUUGUGCUGGGUGCGAUGGUGCGCAGAAGCAGAGUGGAAGCAGGGCGCGGGGUCCCCUCUUUGACUCGGAGUCCAAUGACGCCGAUACCUUCUCGCCCGCCAUGGCGGAAGAACUCGUAAAGAUGCUCGAAGCAAGAAAUGAUGUAGGGCUCAUCUCCGAGCAGCAGCAGCAUUUGAUCCAUACUGUCCAGACACUUGGCGAGCUCGCGGGACACAAGCAGGCUCUGGACUUGAUGGGCAGAAUCUAUCUUGCAGCACUAUUACACCGUCAUAGGUCGCUCUCACCCGUCGUAGAGAGCACGCUCGUGCCGGACGAAGUCCUUUUCGCGUAUCACAGCGCUUCUCAAGAAGUCCUGCAAUCUCGAAUCACCGCGCUCCACAAAGACCAGUUCACGUGGCAGGCAGCACAAUCGAGCGGCGUCUUUCUCUGGUUGCGCGACCGCGCAGCGUUGAAUGCGAUAGCUGAGCAAGUAGCACGCGCCCAAUUCAACAGCGGAACGGAGAGAGAUCCGGUCAAGUGCAGCUUGUUCUACUUUGCUUUGGGCAAGAGAAAAUUGGUGCAGGGCCUCUGGCGACAGGCCGCUUGGCAUCCAGAACAAAGGAAAAUGCUGGCUUUCUUGAACAAUGACUUUGAGCUAGAGAGGUGGAGGACGGCCGCUUGCAAGAAUGCCUUUGCGCUGCUCAGCCAAAGGAGAUUUGAGUUUGCCGCCUCGUUCUUCAUGCUCGGCGAUAGCCUUCAAGAUGCGGUCAAUGUAUGCGUGCGCAACCUUGGCGAUCUGCAUCUAGCUCUGGCGCUCGCAAAGAUUCGUGAAGGAAGCGAUCAGGGACUCGUAUUCACCAAGCUUCUACGAAAGCACGUUCUACCAUUAGCAUUCAAUGAGGGCUCCAAAGCUUUGGCUAGUUGGGCGCUGUGGGUUCUAAAGUCGCGCGAAUUGGCUAUGCGCGCCUUGGUCCGUCCAUUGCAAUCGAUCGUCGAUGAGGUCGGGCUGCCCUCAGGAAGCAACGUCGCGCGGAUGACAGCAGAAUCUCCAGCUCUGGGCCUUCUGUAUGCAGAGCUGCGUGUCUCGUCGUCCGCUGAGCCGCGCGGCGGCCAGAUGGGAUACGUAAGACACCUGUGCUACCUGUUAGAGCGCCGAGGCUGCCACGCACUCGGUCUGGCACUUUUGAGGGAGUGGAAGUUUGCCGCCCAAAAGCCAUUGCCGACUGCGUCAAUCGAGCGAGGUCCUGUGCAAGACGUUGGCGAAGGUUUGUUUGCUGCACUGCAGCUGGCCGAUACUUCUGCUAGCCUUGGUUCAGAGACCGUCACUCCUGCAGUGAAGGGAUCCGCAAUCUCGCCAACGGCCUCAGAGCCGCGGCAAGAGCGACGAGCUAUAUCGCUGCUCGACGUGCAACCGCCGGUCGCUCAAACCUCGUCGAGCGCGAUGCGAGCAUCGAGUAGCUUCGCAGCGGCCAGGGAUGCCUCGCUGACAAGGGAUGGCGCCUUGACUCCCGAGACGGCACCAGAGACCAAAGCGAAAGUAAAAGAGAAAGAGAAGGUGGCUUCCCUGAUGAAGGCUUCGUCCGCCGCUACCCAACAGCAAGGAGCUCAGGACUUUAGCUUUGACUCGUUCGGAUUUUGAGGCGUUCAAGCUCGACCCUGGCAGUGACGAGCGCACAACCUCAGCAUGUGACCGCCGACUGCUGCCGGAGCUUCGGCAUGUCAAAGUGACGCUCCUUCUCAAUUUUGCGGAGAGUGCUACAUGCCCAGCUGCCUCGCGUUCUCCGUCCGUGUCGAGCACCUCAUCCCAUCUAUUACAAGAUACCCUGCCGAUGACGAAUGUUAUGCUCGGCCC